AUGUCGGACGUGGUCACCGAGUCGCGCGACGAUGACUCGUCCUCGGUGAUCACCAUUCCUGCCCAGAUACAGGCCGCUGCACAGACCGUUCCGUUGUCACCGUCCUCAAAAUUCGCAUCUGCACUACCAUGUACUUCCCCCCCAAAUCGCUCGGCGUCGCACCCACCUACUCGCUCUACAGCCGAUGCCGCUGCUUCCGCUUUGCCGUCGGCAAGCACUAGCCCCGGCGCACACACCCCUCAACCCACUUGCACCGUCGACACGCUCCAACUCGCUUCCGACGCUCUUUCCAACCUCUCAACAUUCCACCCAGAUGCCACUGCCACUGCAACUGCCGUGCCCACUGCCGCCGCCGAGCUCCUCUCGGCCAUUCGCCGCAAGGACAAAAAGGCCCCCGCCAUUCAGAGUCCCCACCCCGGCAGCACCGGCUUAGCUCGCUGUCGCAGCGCUGCCACCACUCCGGUUCCUACCUCCUUCCUACUAGGUUUCAAGCACGACUCGCUUGACGUCACUGCCAAUUCUUCGCGAGCAACCACUCCCACGCGUACGCCUUCUGGUCGUGCAAAGCGUCAGCGACGCGAGCGCAAUCCUGCCACCCCGAGCGCUUCUACCUCUGCACUGCCAAGUAUCGAACAGAAUGACCGCAGGCGAUCCGCCAGAGUUGCCAAAGCCGUCACUACCACCGCUUCUGACUCGCCUUCGCUGCCCAAUCUGGCACUGUUCGGCUUUUCUCCUUAUCUCGAGAGUCUUGUGUUCAAUGCAAAAGACACAGAUCGCCGCACCCGCUCAGGAGCCAGAGGCUUCCGCACACCGCUCGAUCGUGGUCCUACUCGAGUCAAGCGUGCCGCUCCCAAAAGUAAAGCAAAGGAUGCUGAUCCCGAUGCUCCCGAUGAUGACGCCAAGUCAGAGCUCUAUCGUAUGCUUUGCAUCAUUUCGUAUCAACUGCAAGCACACCUUGACCUGGUGCCUCACCGAUCCCUCGAUCAGCUCCGUGCCCAGUUCAGCACCCUUUCGCCUGAUGCAGACGAUCAUAUCGAUGCCCAACAGCAUGCAGUGAGCACUGCUAAUGCCAGCGUGGCAUUAGGCGCUUUUCCCGAUUCGAGUCGUGCUGCUACGUCUGUCACCAAUGUUCAGAAGCAAGAACAGCAUGAUGCAGUCACCGCAACCGUCUCUACCUACACACACCCCGUCAUUGUCAAGACCGAGCCUCUUGCAUCUCCUCCGCUGUCGAUGCGGCAACCACAUCCGCAAUUGCAUUCGCAUUUGCCUCGCCGAUCGUACUCGCCCGAAUCUUCUCCCGAAGUGGCGCUGAUGGACAGCGUCAGAUCCACGUACAGCGGUAUUACCUCCUAUUAUGACAACUCGUCGCGUGAUGAUUACCAGCCCCAUCACGAGCAACAGCGCGAGCGCCACCCAUGGCCUGCAAAAGUUCACGAAUCAGAGGAUGAGCCCAUGUCUCCCGUCUUGCGACCUGCUCGCAGCAACAUCAUGUCAAUCUCUGCGCUCAUGAGUGGGCCCAGUCCAGUCAGACCGCGUUCGCCCACUCCCGAGCUCAUUCAAACACCUCCGAGACCCGUAGAAUCACUGCCCAUGUUGACACAGGAAUGGACAGAGGACGACGAAAUGGCCUCGCGCUUUCUUCAAGCUUGUGCCGAUUCCAUACCCAAGAUUGACACCACCGAGCUUGAUCGGCUCACCCAGAUCGCUCAGCUCGCUGCCUUCGAUCUCGAAAUGCUUUCCGCACCAUCAUCUCCCCAUGAAUCGACACCGUCUUUGGCGACGCCAACCACAGACCAACAGCGACACUUCAGCAACGCUCAACUCGAACCGCAGAAACUGAAUCCGCUCGACACGCUCGACACACAGAUGCUGUACGACCGAGAGGAAGCAGAGUACAUCGACGAGAUGGAGGCCAAUGACGAAUUGUACAAAACCGUCCGGUACCUGGCUCGCUUUGACGAGGUGGUUGACGAAUGGAGAGCGGGCGAAUUGGCGCGUCUUCGAUUGCAGCUCGAGAUGCGUAAAGCAGAGAUCGCACGCAUCUGGACGUGUGAUCGUAAGCUGAUUUGGUCCACCUUUGUCGACAACCGGGCUGGCGAGUUGUAUCGCAAGCAGAUGGUCAAGGCGAGUCACGCGCGAUGGCAAGCAGAGCUUGAGCUCGAUUUGCUCGAGGUGCAUCGCAGAAAGACACGAGGAGUAGCCAAGCUUACCAAGGAUAUCUGGCUGCCAAGACACGGCACUCCAGAGGUCCAAGAGGCUGCGGCUAUCUACAAGCGUUUUGGUCAGUUUGUCUCUGCAGCAAAGUACCCAGAUCGAGACGAUCCACUGGUCAGGGCGGAUGUUCGAAAGAUGCGUAUCGCUUUGCGAGCACACAAGAGUCGCUCGCAGGAGGCAAGAAUGGUCGUCAAUAGGCAGGUAGGCGAAGUUGGCAAGGUUGUAGCAGAUCGAGACGAUGCGGUUCUCGACGCGCAGCUGAAUGACGUCUCUUGCAGAAGCGAAUCUAGCUCGGACGCAGGAGAUGGCUCUGAUGGAGAAGAGUACAGUUCAGACUCGUCCUACGUGUCAUCUACAUCGGGCAUAUCUUCACUGCCCUCAUUCAGCUCCCUCUACAGCUCACCAGAUGCUCGCAGCGUUGCCGACGGAACAUCCGACUUGGAGGGGCUCGCUUCCGAGUUGGCUUCAGUGCGCGAUGCCGAUGCGGAUGCGGAUGCAGAUGCCGAUGCAGACGCCGAUGCCGAUGCCGAUGCCGACUCGGACGAAGACGCGGACGCGGACGAGAGUCUUUGGGCUCGGCAAAUCCGACUUGCCAACCAACAGGACGAGCAGAGCCUGGCUGCAAGUGCGACAGCGUCCGGCGUGCAGACUCCAGCCGUGAAUGGCGACAUUCGCUCGGCCAUAACCAGUCGACCCACAACCCCCGUGGAUGUAGGCACAGCACCAGCUCGUAAGCGAGAGAGGAAGAAGAGGAAGAAGCCACCUCCGCCCGGUGCCAGGCUGUGGAAGAAAGGUCGUGUUCAGCAGGACACUGACGGUGCCGAAGCCCAACUGGCUUCCUCGACGCAGCCGCAGCAAUCUCAGGAACAGAACAAGCUCAAGGCGGAGUAUGAUGCUCAAUCUGUUAUCUACCAGAACGGCAACAGUCUGCACAACGAUAUCGAGAUGGCCGCCGUCGACGAGCAACAGAGCCGAGCUGCGAGUCCCAAGAUGCAAUCCGCACUCAUGCAAGCAAGAGAGACGGAAUACGAUCACCGCCGCCAAGAGCAGCCUUUGUCGUCCCGCCACCCGUCGUCGUACGCUAACGGCUACGAUAUACGACCUAGCUAUCCCAGCGGCAGUACGGGUGAUGAGUACGAGCAGCGUCGAUCCUUCCACCACGUCGAUGCGUACUCUGGUGGUGUACGAGGCUACGCGAGCUAUACAGAUGCGUAUGCUCGUCCCGUUGUUUAUGGUGGAUAUCCGCAUAGCGCGCUUGCUUCAUCCACGGCGUUCCUCGGCACCAACGGCGCAAGAGCAGAAGGUCAAGCGCCGCAGCACUCCGCUCGCACACCUUCUCCUCCUCCUCUGGACCACAUGAUGCAUCCAGCCUACCUCUCGUUUCAACACCCUACAUCGUAUGCCUACCCUUCUCACCCUCCACCACCACCCGCACAGCCGCAGCAUAACUCGGCGCGUGGCCCACCACAACGGCCGUACUAA
This is a messenger RNA of Mycosarcoma maydis (corn smut), 3696 nucleotides long. RefSeq lists its product as uncharacterized. The record is from RefSeq and is a predicted model, not a curated record. Bases 1 to 3696 code for a protein of 1231 amino acids. NCBI's taxonomy places the organism in Eukaryota, Fungi, Basidiomycota, Ustilaginomycetes, Ustilaginales. The transcript is spliced from 2 exons.